Messenger RNA from Acanthisitta chloris (rifleman), 468 nucleotides. RefSeq names its product lymphocyte antigen 96 (gene LY96). The coding region runs from base 1 to 468 and encodes 155 amino acids. Gene Ontology annotation, biological process: innate immune response; cellular response to lipopolysaccharide; toll-like receptor 4 signaling pathway. The transcript is spliced from 5 exons. NCBI's taxonomy places the organism in Eukaryota, Metazoa, Chordata, Aves, Passeriformes, Acanthisittidae. Gene Ontology annotation, cellular component: lipopolysaccharide receptor complex. Gene Ontology annotation, molecular function: Toll-like receptor 4 binding; lipopolysaccharide binding; lipopolysaccharide immune receptor activity. The record is from RefSeq and is a predicted model, not a curated record.
AUGUUGGGACUUAUUUUUUUCGUAUUAUUCACCCCUGGAGCCAGUGAGUUUAUUUGUACAUCAUCAGAUCUUGAAAUGUCAUAUACUUUUUGUGAUUCUACAGCUCAUGUUUUCAUGUUUAAUGUGACACCUUGCAACAUCAUGAACAAAACCCCCUGGAAGGCUGCUCUUACCUGGAUUCCAAGAAGUGACAUCACCUUCUUGAAGACUGUCUUCCAAGUGUGGUACGACAGUGCCAAAGCACUUCACUGGAAAAGGGUCCUCUGCAGCGGAGCCGACGACAAAUACGCAGUGUGUGGAGCCCUGAAAGGAGAAACACUUGUAUCAGCAUUUGACAUUAAAGGUUUCAGAUCAGAGUUUCCAAAGGGCAACUAUACUGUUGUUGUACAAGGAUUCUCUGAUGAUUAUGAGAAAAAUAUGAUCAUAUGCUUGAAUUUCACCAUGAUAGUAAAGCAAGAUGUUUUCUGA